Molecule: messenger RNA, 3808 nt
Organism: Salvelinus fontinalis (brook trout)
Lineage: Eukaryota; Metazoa; Chordata; Actinopteri; Salmoniformes; Salmonidae
Gene: raly
Product: RALY heterogeneous nuclear ribonucleoprotein
Exons: 10
Coding region: 198-1103 (301 amino acids)
Cellular component (GO): nucleus
Molecular function (GO): RNA binding
Source: RefSeq, a predicted model, not a curated record
ACAGUCGGUGCUUGCCUUGCUGCCGUGACAGUACUGUACCUUUUUCUGCGUCUGUUUGAUCUCUUAUUGCUCUUUUGAACAAUUGUACUCUUGAAAUUUUCCUCGGAUUCCAUUGUACAGUCCCGGGCUGAGAGCAUUGGGACCAAGCAUCUAGUAUCAGACCUCCUCGUACCUGGUCAGAGUAGACAGAUAUUUUGAUGUUCCUAACCAAGAUGUCUCUGAAGGUUCAGACCAGCAACGUCACGAACAAGAACGACCCCAAGUCCAUCAACUCACGCGUGUUCAUCGGUAACCUCAACACAGCGGUGGUGAAGAAGAUGGAUGUCGAGACCAUCUUCUCGAAAUAUGGCCGCAUGCUGGGCUGCUCUGUGCACAAGGGUUACGCCUUUGUCCAGUACGCCAGCGAGAGGCAUGCCAGUGGGGCUGUUAUUGGGGAAAACGGACGAAUGCUGGCGGGACAGACUUUGGACAUCAACAUGGCGGGGGAGCCAAUGCCCAACAGACCCAGAGGGCAAGACAUCAACAUGGCGGGGGAACCCAAGCCCAACAGACCCAAAGGGCUGAAGAGGUCUGCCGCUGCUCUCUACAGUGGGUACGACUUUGAUUAUCACUACUACAGAAAUGAAUUAUAUGGCAGGCUGUUUGAGUACAGGGGCAGAGUGUCGCCAGUGCCUCGAGUGGUGCCAGUUAAGCGGCCUCGCAUGGCCAUGCCCCUGGUGCGCCGGGUCAAGUCUUUGCCCGUCAAGCUGUUGGCACGCGCUUCAGUCCUCCCCGGCAGCACCAUCAAGCAGAAGUCGGUGAACUCCAACGAGCUCCAGGAUAUCAAAUCAGAGCUGACUCAGAUCAAGUUCAACAUUGACGCGCUGCUCGGCCGACUGGAAAGGAUCACAGAGGACAAACACAACGCUGCUGAGCUACGGAAGUCAGAGGACAACAAGAGUGAGGUGUUUCAGGACGAGUCAUGCUCAGACACAGAGGAGCUGGUAGACGAGCCCCAUAACAGUGAUGUGGAGGAUGGGGAGGAGGACGUCACACAGAAUGAGUGUGAAGAUGACGACAUGGAAAACAACCACCUAUCAGAAAUGGACUCCAUCCUGCAAUAAAAGGCAAGUUGUUCUGAAUGUCGAAUUACUCAAGUGAAGCAAAGAAACUUUCGAUCGUCACUAAUUACUUGAAAUGUGCAUGGCCACCGGGCAUUUGUAUGAGACAAUAUGUCAGAACAGAACUACUCUGAUGCACAUUUGUAGCUGUGCUUUUGAAAGACAGCCUGGUCUAAACAGCAUGGCAGCUAGUCAAUCAUUAUAUAAAUGAUGGUAAAGUGCUUUAUUGACUUAAAUGUAGGAACAUUAAUAAAUGCUAGAGCACUCACAUGGAUAACGUCUGGGUAGCUUGCUAGCUAAGUAGAUCGAGUAAACAAUUGAGGUCUUCUUUGAAAAGCCGGGUGAGCAAUAAUACUUAAAAUAUGCAGAAAACCAGCCACCACUUAUUUAUCGACCCCAAAAAAUAGGUUGAGUAGAUACAGGGACUUGACUUGGAUGUCCAUCCGAAAGCCUCUUUCUUGGUAUAUUUCCAAGAGCAACUGUGAGUACAAAAACAUGAAUAUUGUAGCACAAUAUUCAGUGAAAUAUAGACUGUUUGCAGAUUUCAAUCAGUUUAGUUUCUCUGAGAAUUCUGUAGAUAAUGUAUGGAUACGUACAUUAUUCACUUGAAAACCUGUUAUGCAACAGGACCAUCCCAGAUUAAAUUGACCAAAUCACCCAUUUACUGUAGUAAAUGUUAACAACAAAUCUGUCUUACUUGGCUCUAAGCUAAAAUGUCAGUUACAGAUAUCUAGUGGGAAAUUACUCACAUUGAACUUGAAACAGUUGGUAAAAGUGAUCAAAAUGAGGGAAACUAUCCCGAUUGUUUUCUCUAAUCUGGUGUUCAAGAUUAAAUGUCUCAACUUCUCUCGCAUUUAGACCUCCUCAGCCACUGCGAUAUUGCAAGGCUUUCAGAAGACAAUCACGCCAUAGUGUCAGGAAUCUGUUUCUGAUUCCACUGUGAUCACAUUUCCCCAUUUCUCCUCUGAGCAAACACAGAGUGAGGCCCAGGAGAAUCAAGCCAAAUGAACACAGCGCCAGACACCAAUUUCCCCGGUUCGUCAUGCUGCCUCGGACGGACACAUGUUUAUUUAUUUAUAAGUUGACGCUCACAGAGAGGGUUUGCGUUGGAGACUGAAUCGGGCUCAUGAAGGUUGUUUUCAUACAGCAGGCUGCAGAUAUUCACAUCUGAGCCUGCAUUGAAAUAACAUGAGAACAUACACUCAGCGGACAGUAAACCCAUCUAGUCCUGGGUCAGAACCCCUUUGCCGCCAGAACAGUCUGAAUUAUUUGGGGCAUGGACACAUUGCUCAAUUGGUAUCAUGGGACACAACUUGUGCCAGGAAAACAUCAUCCCUACCAGCCUGUACCGUUGACAUCAGCAUAACGCAACAGGAACUGUGAUUCGUCGAACCAGGCAAUGUUUUUCAACUCCUGAAUUGUCCAGUGUUUGUGAUCACGUUGCCCACUGGAGCCGCUUCUUCUUGUUUUUAGCUUAUAGGAGUGGAAACUCGGUGUGGUCAUCUGCUGCAAUAGCCCAUCCGUGACAAGGAAUGAAGAGUUGUGCUUUCCGAUAUCCCGUUAUGCACACCACCGUUGUGAUGCGCCAUUAUGUCUUGUUUGUGGCCCGCCUGUUAGCUUGCAUGAUUCUUGCUACUCUCCGUCGACCUCUCAUCAACGAGCUACAACUACACUGCUGCUGUUUCACACCAUUCUCGGUAAACCCUAGAACCCUAGAAUGGUCGUGUGGUGAAAAGCCCAGGUAGCUGGCCAUUUCUGAGAUACUGGAAUCGGCUCUUGAACUGCACUGUUGGUUAAGGGCUUGUAAAUAAGCAUUUCACGGUAAGGUUUACACCCGUUGUAUUUGAAACCGAUGAUCAUACCACACUCAAAGUUGCUUAGGUCACUUGUUUUGCCCAUUCUAACGUUCAGUUGAACAGUAACUGAAUGCCUAGAUGCCUGUCUGCAAGCCACAGCCACGUGACUCACUGUCUGUAGAAGAUAACCAUUUUGAACGGGGUUGUGUACCAAAUAAACUGGCCACUGAGUGUAUAUCACCUCACCAAAAGGGUACUUCGACUGUCCCCAUAGGAUAACCCUUUUGGGUUCCAGGUAGAACCAUUUUGGGUUCCAGGUGGAAGUCUCCUUGAAAAGGGUUCUACAUAGAACCCAAAAGGAUUUUACCUGGAACCAAAAAGGGUUAUCUUAUGGGGACAGCCGAAGAACCAUUUUAUGUUCUGGAUGGCACCUUUUUUUCUAAGAGUGUAUGUGAGCCACAGCACUGUUGAUUUUUCAUCCUUACCCUCUAAUCAGGGACUGAGUGAAUGGACUGAAAUCAAACUCUUUGAGGCGGAGGGCAACAGAGCAUGGCAGGCCUGCUCUACCUACAUAAUGGUAGGGGGAACACUAGUAUUGCGGACCUCAAGGCCUGUGUUUGAAUUCUCUUGGAGUGGGCGUUUCCCAAAGCCUACUUUGUUCCAUACAUACGCAUACAGGAAAGGCUAAUAAAUAUUGUUUAAAACCGGCAUAUAUUAAUGCCUUAGUGUGUUGCACAGAUGAAUGCUACAGUUCUUAUUAUUCAAAACUAAAGCUAAUGUACUGUAUGAAUGGAGUCUAGCUGGAUUUUUCACACCGUACUGAUGGCAUACUGUGUUGAACCACUGUCUUUUCAUGUGUGUUCUGUGUGUUCCUUUGCCUCAGUUUUUAACCCUAGAGGUAAUUCACCCUUC